This is a messenger RNA of Eurytemora carolleeae, 1571 nucleotides long. RefSeq names its product IQ domain-containing protein G. Gene Ontology annotation, cellular component: cytoplasm; motile cilium. The coding region runs from base 13 to 1110 and encodes 365 amino acids. The transcript has 9 exons. Gene Ontology annotation, molecular function: protein binding. NCBI's taxonomy places the organism in Eukaryota, Metazoa, Arthropoda, Copepoda, Calanoida, Temoridae. The record is from RefSeq and is a predicted model, not a curated record. Gene Ontology annotation, biological process: cilium organization.
AAUUAGAUAAAGAUGGAUCAGGGAUUAGACGAGUGUGCUGAAAGUAAGACGACAUUAGAGGAGAUAAAUUCCGAAGUAAAAAAUCAGGCCACAAGAUUGAUGAUAAGUGCUUUGCUGGAAGAUUCAGUGGAUCAGCUUGCAAUAGUAUCCGUCACCUUGGGAAAGUCAGCUGAGCCCCAUAUGAAUAUGAAAAACCGACCUCUGAUAGAUAUUCUCCGGGAGCAGGAGGAGAAGAAGAAUACGGGAGGGACCGGAGAUAAACCCCAAUCUGACGGAGCAGAGAGUAAAGACUAUAAACAACUCCACACCGAGACGGAGUACGUUAAAAUGGUGCUACAGGAGACUAUAAGAGAUAUAGGGAGGACAGGAGAUCCUGUAAGAAUGUAUGAGAGUAUAUCUAUGUAUGAAAGAAGAAUAAAAGAGAAAGAAGAAAUUAUUCUCCAAGAAGAAAGAAUACAAAGCAAGAUAAAGGAGAUGAGAAAGGAGUUGAAGGAGUUGACCUUGAACGAGGUGAAGCUGAAAAAGACCGAAAUGAGAAAGAUUUCUGAUCUCAAGGAUUGUCUGCUGGAUACCAAGCGGAGGGUCGGAAGUGAGAAAAUAUUUAUCACAAGGCAGGAGAAGGUUCGGGAGGAGACCUGGAAGGAGAGGUUGAGGAAGGACGAGGAAGAGCUCGGCAGAACAGUUAGAAACUUCGAGAUAGGAAUACAACAAGAGGAUAGAGUUCAUCAGGAGAUUGAAAACUUUCUCAGAGAACAACAGGAAGAGUUAAAGGAGAAAAAACUUGAAUGGGAAGAAAUCUACGAAAAAGAUACGAAGGCCAGGAAGGCUGAGCUGAAAAGUUUGGAGGUUAACAAAGCUGACACAACCAGAAGACUUCAAGAGCAGCGUCAAAAAUUAGCUGAAGUUAAGGAGUUUGUAGAGGGUGUGAGAAGAGAGGAGGAAAGAAGACUGAGGGAGGAGGAGGAGGAGAAAAGAAGAGACAUAGGGUCAAGGAAAAUACAGGCUUGGUGGCGAGGUGAGAUGGUUCGAAGAUGUCUGGGUAGUUACAGAAAACGAAAAGAUCUUAAAUCAAAAGUUCUCAAAAUAAAAAAGCUUCGAAGUCAUGUUUAAAAACUAGUUUACGGCUCAAAGGAAAUAUGAAUGCAAAAAAAUUAUAAUUAUUUGUUUGUAGCUCUGUUUUUAACCCUCGUCUGUUUGUGGCUCUGUAUUUAACCCUCGUCUGUUUGUAGCUCUGUAUUUAACCCUCGUCUGUUUGUAGCUCUGUAUUUAACCCUCAUCUGUUUACAGCUCUGUAUUUAACCCUCGUCUGUUUCUAGCUCUGUAUUUAACCCUCGUCUGUUUGUAUCUCUGUAUUUAACCCUCGUCUGUUUGUAGCUCUGUAUUUAACCCUCAUCUGUUUGCAGCUCUGUAUUUAACCCUCGUCUGUUUGUAGCUCUGAAUUUAACCCUCGUCUGUUUGUAGCUCUGUAUUUAACCCUCGUCUGUUUAUAGCUCUGUAUUUAACCCUCGUCUGUUUGUGGCUCUGUAUUUAACCCUCUGUUACGCGAGCCAUGCUGCGUGUAGAAAGUCUGU